UAAUGACAGAGGGGCGGGGCAAGGACUGGUGGGAAAGUACGAUCGUGUGCAUUGGGUUAAGGGUUCGAAUAUUGCUUAUAGACGUACAGAAGAAUUCGUAUUUUGUUCCUUACGUAUCAUGUACUGAAAUUGUGGUGUAGGAGAGAAAUAUGAUAUUAUUUGAUUAAAACGCAAAACAAUGGCGUCAGCGUUAGAGCAGUUCGUAAAUAAUGUUCGCACAUUGUCAGCCCAAGGUAAUUUUCGAGAGCUGUGCGAUCAGCUGAAUAAAUCAACAGAGGUACUUAUGAAAAAUGGCCAACAUUUAGACAAUGUAUUAGAAACGUUGGAUUUACAGCAGCAUUCGCUAGGAGUUCUUGCGGUUCUGUGUGUUAAGUUCUCUCUUCCUGCACCAUCAGCAACACCAGACCACCAUGAACUUCUUUUUGCCCAGGUCCAAGAAUUCAUAACAGGAUGCAAUGGAGAGCAAGUUCGCUUUGCACCAGACACAUAUGCAGAAUUAUGCCAUCUACUGACACACAGCUUGGUUGAGUUGAAGGUGCCACUGAGAGGCAUCGACUUGUUACGACGAGCAAUCCAUAAGAUUCAGCUCUUCGAUUCACAGCUCACUUCGAUUCAUGCUGAUCUGUAUCAGCUUUGUAUCCUAGCCAAAUGCUUCAAGCCAGCACUUGUAUUUCUAAACACAGACAUCACUAGUAUCAGUCAGGAGGGUGGACAGUUUGACACUAAAUACUUCCUCUUGUAUUACUAUUAUGGAGGAAUGAUCUAUGCUGCAUUGAAGAACUAUGACAGGGCACUUUACUUCUUUGAGGUUGCCAUUACAACUCCUGCCUUGGCUGUAUCACAUAUUAUGCUGGAAGCUUACAAGAAAUACAUUCUUGUGUCUCUGAUUCUACAUGGCAAGAUUCAGAACAUUCCAAAAUAUACAUCGCAAGUGAUUGGUAGAUUUAUCAAACCGUUAAGUCAACCAUACCAUGAUUUGGCUACAGCGUACUCAAGCAAUAAUCCAGAUGAACUGCGCACUGUGAUCAAUAAAUACCAUGAUGCAUACUUGAGGGAAAACAACGUAGGACUAGUGAAGCAAGUUCUGGCAUCUCUGUACAAGAAGAACAUUCAGCGCCUCACUAAGACGUUCCUCACCCUGUCAUUGUCUGAUGUUGCUAGUAGGGUGCAGCUUUCUGGACCUGCAGAUGCUGAGAAGUACAUUCUCAACAUGAUUGAGGAUGGCGAGAUUUUUGCAACAAUCAACCAGAAGGAUGGCAUGGUGAUAUUUCAUGAUGAUCCAGAGAAGUAUAAUAGCCCUGCCAUGUUACGACGAUUGGAAGAGGAGAUGGCUGUUUGUACAGAUCUUGAUCGUAAAAUGCAGUCAAUGGAAGAAGACAUCAUGGUGAAUCCUCAGUAUGUGAAGAAGUCUUGUGGUGCACCAGAUGAUGACCUCCCCUCAGCACCAUCACAGGGUUCAAAAAUCACCACCUAUUCAAUGUGAUAUCUUGAGAGUGGAUCAAAGCAUGUUUCUAUGGUAAAACUGAGGUUCAGAAUCGUUAAAUUUUAUGUUCUACAAUAGUAUGCUCAUGUUAGAAAUAAAUGCAACUAACUCUUAUCUCAUGUCCUGUAAGGCUGUUUGUAUAUUAAAGCUCACCAUUAAAAAUACUGUAUUUCAGAAUUA
Messenger RNA from Cryptotermes secundus, 1663 nucleotides. RefSeq names its product COP9 signalosome complex subunit 3 (gene CSN3). Gene Ontology annotation, biological process: ubiquitin-dependent protein catabolic process. The transcript has 8 exons. Lineage: Eukaryota; Metazoa; Arthropoda; Insecta; Blattodea; Kalotermitidae. Gene Ontology annotation, cellular component: COP9 signalosome. The record is from RefSeq and is a predicted model, not a curated record. The coding region runs from base 179 to 1483 and encodes 434 amino acids.